AGCGUACAUGCCAAACCCAGAAGCAGAAAGGAGAGUAGCUGUCUUAGCUUUAGCUAGUUGCUCUAAUCGCGCUGGUUUUGCAUCGCAGUCUCCGUCUCGGACUUACUUGACAACCCCCAGCGCUCUCCGACAUGUCAUCCUGAGUCGCUAUCUACAUUUUUAAUAUCGGUAUAUUAUUAUAUAGGUGUAUUCUAUCUGGUCCGUGCGUUUUUGCCGAGAUAACCCGAAUGUGAGCGAGUCUGAGGUGGUUCAGCCAGGGCCGAGUGGAGUGAAAAACUGAAAGUGUCGUAUGUGCCACCUGGAGGGUCAAGAUAAUGGCAGAUGACAAGGAUGUCCUUCGAGACGUUUGGUUUGGACGGAUACCGACAUGCUUUACGCUGUACCCGGACGAAGUCACAGAGAGGGAGGCAGAACCAUUUUAUCUGCUGCUUCCGAGGGUCAGUUAUCUGACGCUCGUGACCGACAAGGUUAAGAAGCACUUUUUGAAGGUGGUGAAAGCCGAAGAUGUGGAGGAGGUGUGGUUUGAAUACGAAGGCACGCCUCUAAAGUGGCACUACCCAAUUGGAGUGUUGUUUGACCUGCACGCCUCAAACACGGCUCUCCCGUGGAGUGUCACCGUGCACUUCAAGGAUUUUCCGGAACGAGACUUGCUCCACUGUCCUUCCAGCUCCGUGAUAGAAGCCCAUUUCAUGAGCAGUAUUAAGGAGGCCGACGCGCUUAAGCACAAGGGCCAGGUGAUCCACGACAUGCAGAAGAAGGACCACAAGCAACUGUGGAUGGGCCUGCAGAACGAUAAAUUUGACCAGUUCUGGGCCAUGAACCGUAAGCUGAUGGAAUACCCAACGGAGGAGGGCGGGUUUCGCUACGUUCCUUUCAGGAUAUACCAGACGCUGAGCGAGAGGCCGUUCAUCCAGAGGCUGUUUCGGCCCGUGUCUGCAGAGGGUCAGGCUCUCACCCUGGGGGACCUGCUGAAGGAGGUCUUCCCCGCGGCCAUGUGUCAGGACGAUGAGCCAAAGCGGUACCAGGUGUUGGUCCACGGGAUCGAGCCGCUCCUGGAGACACCCAUCCAGUGGCUCAGCGAGCACCUCAGCCACCCAGACAACUUCCUCCACAUCUCCGUCGUGCCCGUGGCGAGCGACUGAGGCACAAGCCCCGGCCCCACCCCCCACACAGACCAGGAGCCCGGCAGUCGACGGCGCCUCCAUCUUGACUCCCGGGAAGACUUACUGGAAGAAAGCCUGUCGCCUUUUCCCCUGCGGUCACGUCUACCUCGUCUCUGCAGAGCAGAGCCCUCGGACGCAGAGCUCCUCUGCACCGGUUGGAGAACAUGUUGACUGCUUUUAUUGUGCAUGCCAUGGGGAUGUAAAUAACAAAUGUUUGCUGUCUGUCGAUUUCAGUAUCUACACAGUAACGGAAUGUUUUGUCAUGUAACAAAGUAGCUUUCCAGCAACCGUGACAUGCACUUUACCGCAUCGGUGUAUGCGUGUGUGUGUGUGUAUGCGUGUGUGUGUGUGUGUGUCUGAGGAAUUUGUUGAAGACAAUAAUUUCUUAUUACGUUUUGAGUUACCAGUUUGCUACUAGAGUGUAAAAAUGACAAGUUACACUAAGAUAUUGACAUCCCUGGUAUGCAUUACCUUUCUCUCUCUCUCUCUCCUCUACACUAUAUCUCUCUCUCUCUACGUUCAUACCUUCUCGUGGGCACGUGUUUUUUGGUUUUUUUUACAGUAUUACAGCACUCUCAUAUCUUUCAUACCUGUCUGUUUCUGACUCUCUGGUUGUGACUAAUGUGCUGCCUGUGUGCUUAGAUCUUCUCCAGCCGCUCUUGUAAUUAUCAGUUUGAGUCCUGUUUGUCGUUAAAUGAGACCGCUAAACUGCUGUAGUCCGUGCCAAGAGUUUCUUGUGGGGCGGGGCGGGGCGGUUGGGGGGCACUUACCGACACAGCAUAUCCAGGGGGGUUAGGAGGUGUACUAAUGGAAUUAUGUCUUGCCUGUGGCAGCCACUGUCAUGAAAACUAAAAGAGAGGGAGAUUUGAGGCUCUAGACGUCCCAGAGACGGCCCUCGCCUCGUGUGGGCUCUGUCUUCCAACAGGAAGUGAUGUCUCAAGUCUGGGUCUUCCUAUUUUGACAAUUUUCUUAGUUAAUUAACUAAAUGAUUCAUGCUGACGUGAAGUAACUAACAGAUGACCUGCAGUAAUGUAUUUUAGGGCAUCUAUCUGCCUAGAUCACUUCUUUUUUUUCCGUCAUGUUGGACAUUGUCUCUGUUUUGCUGUAGCUCUGGUUUCUAUGCAGCGUGGGCUUGCCAUGUCUGAGGGUCCCGCCUGUCCCGGGCUGUGACGCAGAGAUCGAAGCCGCUCCGGAGGGCAGUUCGGGGGGCAGUAUCUCCCGGGGCCCCGUCUGUCGCAGCCUCGUGGCUGUAAAUGUUUGGAAGGGGCUGUGCGAGGUGGCGUUGAGUAGACUGGGGAGGGGAGACGAUUGCAGCUGAGAGUGAUUAUUCACUUAUAGGAAGGAGUGAGUUGUGCACGGGAAGGGGAGGGGCCGACUGCGCAGACUCUGCCGUCUCUAGGUCAGUCCUCAACGAUCAGCCGCGAAGGCCUCGCAUCGCCUCGAAAAGGCAUCCUGGGAUUGUUUGGGGGGGGGAUUUUGCAACUGUUUUUGUUGUUGUUGUUGUUGUUUUCUGAGUUGCAGCUUGGGUUCCAGAUUUUUGUAUCCCUUCUCCUCUUUGUGUCUCCAGAAAUAACACUUUUAUGCACCUCUGCACUCGGCUCCUCCAGAAUUAAAAGGUUUCACCCUUGAGUUUGGUCUUUCUUUCCUGUCUAACAGAUCUUCAUGCGUUGGCUUGCCUUUCUGCCUUUUGCUACACUUAAAAAUGCUUAACGAGGAAAUAAAAUAGUAUUUUGUCAUUUA
Electrophorus electricus (electric eel) is the source of this 2903-nucleotide messenger RNA. It is a transcript of the gene atg5, whose product is annotated as ATG5 autophagy related 5 homolog (S. cerevisiae). Gene Ontology annotation, biological process: protein lipidation involved in autophagosome assembly; cellular response to nitrogen starvation; piecemeal microautophagy of the nucleus. The record is from RefSeq and is a predicted model, not a curated record. Gene Ontology annotation, cellular component: autophagosome; phagophore; cytoplasm. Gene Ontology annotation, molecular function: Atg8-family ligase activity. Lineage: Eukaryota; Metazoa; Chordata; Actinopteri; Gymnotiformes; Gymnotidae.